CCAUCCUCCGCACCCCCGCGCUGAAGUCGUCCGCCCCCUCGUCCCUCUCGGCGUCGCCCACCCGCCCCCGCGCCCCAUUGGGCGACAGCGACCGGCAAGAGUCGAGCCCUGUGCCCGACCUUUCUGCGAUCAAGGCGCCCACCAAGCCCGUCAAAGCCCCAAAGCCCAAGACGGCCGUCAAGCGUGGCGUGCGCCGUCUAUAGCCUUUUAAUCACUGGACACUGAUAGGCCUGCAGCAGCAGCCGUGUUUGUACUAUCAUGCAUUGCUGGCGAGGGAGUUGUGAGCGGUGUCCGAGGCGGGUGAGGGUGGGACACGGAAGCAGCCGGUGGCAAGAUCAGUCGCGUCCAGGGUCCAUUUUGACUCCUCCACAUCCACAUGCAACCGCACCAAGCAUCCAUCCUCGCGUCCCCGUUCCUCACCCUCAACGUAGUGGACACGGCCCUCGACGCGGAAACGAAUCCCACGGUGCGCGUGCAGCUCCUCAGCGCGAAAGUGCAUCUUCUCGAGACGGCGCGGGAGACGGAGCGUGCAUCGACAGAGGACGCCGAUCACCCCGCCGACGCCGCGGGAUCUCCAGCAGCGCCCGCAGCCGCAGCCGCGGCCGCAGGCCCCUCCCCCUCCCCCUCCCCCUCCCCCUCCCUCCGCCUCGCCCGCGUCCCCGACCCCACGCCCCUCCUCUCCGCCCGCAUCCUCCUCGCCGACGCGUAUCUCGCGCUCGUGCCCCCCAACCUCGUUGCGGCGGAGGCUGUUUGCGGCGCCGUCGAGGACGAGUGCAAGCGCCUCAUGAAGCGUGCGCGGAUGCGAGCGGCGCCCGCGUGGAUGGGCGAUGUGCCGCGCCUGCGUGUGCGUGGGCUGCGCGUGCUUGCGCGCGUCGAGGAGAGGCUGGGGCGCGGCGCGAGGGCGGAGCGCUCGCGCAAGCUCGCGGACGAGAUCGCGGCGGGGUAGGGGCGAAUGGAGAAUGAACUAAGGAGAAGGAGAGCCAAAUGUGCAUAGUA
Cutaneotrichosporon oleaginosum is the source of this 996-nucleotide messenger RNA. RefSeq lists its product as uncharacterized. The record is from RefSeq and is a predicted model, not a curated record. Lineage: Eukaryota; Fungi; Basidiomycota; Tremellomycetes; Trichosporonales; Trichosporonaceae.